GCGAGGCUGCCGUGAUGGCGACGCCGGUUGAGAAGUUUGUCCUCCGGCAGCUGGAGUUGCUUCAGGAGGAAAGAGAGGCCGAGAUUUCGGAAGCAAGGAUAUGGCAGGAGAGCAUCUCCCUGAAAGAACUGCAGCGAAGAGGAAUAUGCUUGCUGAAACUUGAAGUAACCAGUCAAAAAACUGGGUUGUAUGGCCGUCUGCUUCUAACUUUACAACCUAGAAAACAUGGUUCCGAGUCACAGCUGCCCAGUAACAGCUUUGGGCCUGGUGACAUUGUGGGACUUUACGAAAGUGGCGGCCCAGGGGAUCAGCUCUGCACGGGAACUAUCACCCACAUAACCUCCAAAUUAAUUACUGUUGCAAUUGAUGAGCCUCAGAGCAACCUUGUAAGCUUGGACCAAGAGAAUGUCUAUCGUCUGCUGAAACUUGCCAAUGAUGUCACCUACAAAAGGCUUAAAAGGGCUUUGAAUGCACUUAGUCAGUAUCAAUCUGGUCCAGCAUCUGGUCUCAUUGACAUCCUUUUUGGUGGUGCUGAGCCUCGUGAAGUUGGCAAUACAAAGCUGUUGAAGUUCUACAAUGCAUCACUGGAUGUCUCCCAGAAGGAAGCUGUUUGCUUCUCACUGGCACAGAAAGAACUUGCCAUCAUCCACGGACCACCUGGAACUGGCAAGACCACAACGGUGGUCGAGAUAAUACUCCAAGCUGUGCAGCAAGGCUUGAAAGUUCUGUGUUGUGCUCCAUCGAACAUUGCAGUUGACAACUUGGUAGAAAGACUCGCUGGCCAUAAAAUCCGGAUUCUGCGCCUUGGCCACCCAGCUCGUCUCUUGGAGUCCAUACAGCACCAUUCGCUUGAUGCAGUCUUGGCACGUGGGGAUAAUGCCAAGAUUGUAACAGAUAUUAGGAAGGAUAUUGAUCAAGCAUUUGUAAAAACCAGAAAAACCCAAGACAAAGGGGAGAGAGGCCAUUUUCUAAAUGAGAUUAAGAUCCUGAGAAAGGAGCUGAAGGAACGAGAGGAAAUGGCUAUGACUGAAAUCCUGAAACAAGCUAAUGUUGUUCUUGCAACAAAUACAGGAGCCUCUUCUGAUGGUCCACUGAAGCUACUUCCUGAGAACCAUUUUGAUCUGGUGGUGAUUGACGAAUGCACUCAAGCUCUUGAAGCAAGCUGCUGGAUACCUCUGCUGAAGGUCAAAAAAUGUGUCCUGGCUGGAGAUCAUAAGCAGCUGCCUCCCACAAUCAUCUCACAUAAGGCUGCUACGAAGGGUUUUUCCCUCAGCUUAAUGGAGCGACUGAUUCAGAUGUAUGGCAACCGCAUUGUGAAGAUGCUCACUGUGCAGUAUCGAAUGCACCAGGCCAUUAUGCAAUGGGCUUCUGAUGAGAUGUAUGAUGGCCGCCUCUCAGCUCACCAUUCAGUUGCGCAACAUUUACUGAAGGAUCUGCCUGGAGUGGCCUACACAGAAGAAACUAGUAUUCCAUUGCUGCUCAUAGAUACUGCAGGCUGCGGCUUAUUUGAGCUUGAUGUGGAAGACGAACAGUCAAAAGGAAACCAAGGGGAGGUAUGUCUUGUUGGCUUGCAUGUACAAGCUUUGGUAGAAGCUGGUGUGAAGACAAGAGAUAUUGCUGUCAUUACCCCUUACAACCUCCAGGUAGAAAUGCUAAGGGACCUUUUGUGUCAUAAAUAUCCAGAGCUGGAGAUUAAAUCAGUGGAUGGCUUCCAGGGAAGAGAGAAAGAGGCUGUUGUCCUCUCUUUUGUGAGAUCAAAUAGAAAAGGUGAAGUGGGCUUCCUUGCAGAGGACCGAAGAAUAAAUGUUGCAGUUACUCGUGCCCGGCGCCACGUAACUGUGAUCUGUGACUCUCGGACUGCUGGCAACCACAGUUUUCUUAGACGGCUUUUGGAUUAUAUGAGAGAACAUGGAGAAGUACGCACAGCCUUUGAAUACCUGGAUGACAUUGUGCCAGAAAACUAUGCUCCCAAAAGCUCACAAGAAAAGAAACUUAAAUGCAACACUGCAUUGGCCCCAAAGGGUGAGAAGCCACGAGGGAAACCAGUUAAGCAGACUGAGGAGAGGCCAGUAGAAUGUCCUGGGCAGAAUGCAGCCAAGGUGACGGCAGCAGGAACUGAGAUAAAGGAAAAUUCAUGUAAGCACAAAGCAAGAAUAUUGGAGUUUCUGGAGAGUGAUGAGACCCAAUUAAAUUUCCCACCAUCAUUAAAUUCUCAUGAUAGGUUGAUUAUCCACCAGCUGGCAGAGGAAUAUGGACUGCAGCACGUAAGCCUGGGAGAAGGUAAAGAGAGAUACAUAAGUGUUCGUAGGAAAGGUCCUGCUAUAAACCUAUCUGUAGAAGAUGCAGGGGCCUGUAAACAGGAAACAUCUGACAGAUCUCCAAGUCCUCUGAGAGAAACGUCUGUCCUCAGUGAGGAGAAGAGAGAAAGCAACACUAGGACGAGGAAAGUGGAUCUGAAAACUUUGCACAUGGAACGGGUACAAAGAGAGAAGGACAGAAAGCAGGCAAGAGAAAAACAAAGCCUGGAGCUGCGUGCAGAUCUGCAGGAAGUCACCAGAAGAAAACAUAAAAGUGAAGCCAAAGGGAAGGCCACUCUUAAAAGCAAAGUGGAAGAUGCAGCUGAGGAAGACUUUGAUGCUAUGAUUUCUGCCGCCAUUAAAGAUGACAACACGUGCAGUUUCUUCAAAUGCAAAGCAAGCAUAGCAACCCUGGGACAGCUGUGCCCCCACUGCAAUAAACGUUACUGUCUCAGCCACCACAUUCCAGAGAUUCAUGGGUGUGGGGAGAAAGCCAAAGCACAUGCUCGGCAAAGAAUCAGCAGAGAAGGUGUCCUGUAUGCUGGGAGUGGAGUGAAGGAUAAGUCCUUGGAUCCUACCAAGAGAGCUCAUCUCCAGAGGCGUUUGGACAACAAACUAAGUGAACUCAGUAGCCAGAGAACACGCAAAAAGAAAAGCAAAGAGAAAUGAAGGAGUUUGCCUUGUAAUAGCAUGAACCCCAGUAUCAUGUUCAAGCAGCACGCUCAGGCUUCAGAGUGGAAAACAAAUGAAUCUCUAAACCAGUUGAUUGAUUCUCGUCUCCACAAACCAAGAAUAGCAGUCUUUAGCUGCACUAAUCUAGGAGGGGCAAAAAAAAAUGGGAAAAAUUAACACAAUAAUUCCCCUAUGCAGUUUUCAAAUAAUUGCAUCUCCAAUUGCAUCUCCUUUGCUUAAAUGUAUUUAUAUCACUUGUGUUGUACUUAUAUAGCAGUGCUGGUUGGACAGCUUUUGUCUGGAGCAAUUAUCUUUAUUGGCAAGGCAAUAAAUGUACACUGAGUAGGUGACUAGCAGUUUUACAGUGAAACAGGUAGUAAAUGCUUGAAGCAAUGAACUGUCCAGUUUUCUUUGGAUAGAAAUGUAGUAGCCAUGGUCUGUGGAAUUCUGUGCUUUUCCAAUAAAAGAGUGGAAGUCUUA
Molecule: messenger RNA, 3449 nt
Organism: Pogona vitticeps (central bearded dragon)
Lineage: Eukaryota; Metazoa; Chordata; Lepidosauria; Squamata; Agamidae
Gene: IGHMBP2
Product: immunoglobulin mu DNA binding protein 2
Cellular component (GO): cytoplasm; nucleus
Molecular function (GO): ATP binding; 5'-3' DNA helicase activity; ATP hydrolysis activity
Source: RefSeq, a predicted model, not a curated record